CAAAUAACCUCCCUUUCCUCGCUUCCUUCCUCUGCUCAUAAAGCAGAGCUCUUACGAACUGAAACGAUCACAAACCGAAAUCAAAGGGUUUCGUUUUCUCCUGGCACUUCGAAAACAGAUUUUUUAUACCAUAAAGCUCAGAUUUAGAAACCUCAUGGUUUUCCUGAGGUUUUAGAUUCUUUAGAGCUGGAUUCUUGCCUUUUUGGGCAGAUUUGCAGCCUAUAGCAAGUGCUCGUUUCUCUGCUUAUGAGCUGAUUGACGACUCCUGGCAGUGUUUGAUUCGUCAUCUGAAGCUCGGAUCGCGAAUCGUAAGGUUUUCUUCAGUAUUUAUUUGCUGCUGACACUGGAGAUAGUGAGUCUAUUCAUUUGUCGACUUCUCAAAGAGUUUUUUGGUUAAGGAGGUUUGAGAAGGGAAAAGCAUGGCCUUCUGUUCUUCAAGCAUUGGGUUGCAUAAUUGCGUUUAUUGGACUGCAAAGCAUUCGAGAGAAAAUCUAGUCUUAGAUAUUAGGGCAUUUGGAUUCUCAAGGAGUGCUAGAAUUGGAUGCAGAACUUUUGUUAUCGAAAUGGUUUCAUCUGGAUGCCAGGGAAGUCGAAAGAAAUGUAUAAAUGGGAUCAGAAGCAUGUUGAUUCCGCGGGAGGUUGAUUCAGAGUCUGCUGGUUCGUCGACAGUCAAAAUUUUGCAAGAUGGAGUUGAUGUUUCUGUAGCGAAGGAUUCUAGGGUUUCCGAGAUGAGCACUCAUCUGGAACUUGAUGAGGGAGGUGGGGGUGGGAAUUCUUUAGGUGGCGAUGGCAGUAAUGGGAAAUUUCCUCCUGGAGGAGGUGAUGGCAGUGGCAACCAUGAAGAAGAUGACAUAGAGGAAGAGGAGUUUGGACCGAUAUUGAAGUUUGAGGAGGUUAUAAGAGAGACAGAAGUUCGAGGAGUUAGUCUACCUUCAGAUAUGUUAGAGGCUGCGAAGACCAUUGGCAUUCGCAAAGUUCUUCUUCUUAGAUAUUUGGAUUUGCAGGACUCUGUUUGGCCUCUAGGAGUCGCCAUCAAAUCCUGCUCUUUGCUUCGUAACCGAAUGCUCGUUGACCCGUCUUUCCUUUUUAAAGUUGGAAUAGAGAUAGUUAUCGAUUCAUGUUGUGCAACAUUUGCGGAGAUUCAAAAGAGGGGCAAGGAUUUCUGGGCAGAGUUUGAGUUGUAUGUUGCAGAUCUUUUGGUUGGGGUGGUGGUUAAUGUUGCUUUAGUCGGGUUGUUAGCACCGUAUGCUCGCAUUGGACAACCAUCUGCAUCGAAAGGGUUAUUGGGAAGCAUGCAGCGUGCUUAUGGAGCUCUACCUAGCAGUGUGUUUGAAGCUGAAAGGCCAGGUUGCAAAUUUUCUAUUCAACAACGAAUUGGGACAUACUUCUAUAAGGGAGUUUUGUACGCAUCAGUUGGGUUUGCUUGUGGGAUUGUAGGCCAAGGAAUUGCAAAUUUGAUCAUGACUGCUAAACGGAGUAUUAAAAAAUCAGAGGAAGACAUACCAGUGCCACCUCUUGUGAAAAGUGCAGCUCUUUGGGGUGUCUUUCUUGCAGUUUCUUCCAACACCCGAUACCAAAUUAUCAACGGACUGGAACGCCUGGUCGAAGCAUCGCCCGUGGCAAAGCAGGUCCCACCUGUUGCAAUGGCUUUCACUGUCGGUGUGCGUUUUGCCAACAAUAUCUACGGGGGCAUGCAGUUUGUAGAUUGGGCUAGGUGGAGUGGCGUGCAAUAGAAGUAUGCAUCUCAUGUUCCUCUACUAGGAGUACUUCAAUUGAAAAAACUAAGAAAUUUUGAUCUCUAAUCUCCUAACCUAACCCCAAGCCUUAAAUCUUCACUUGGACAGAGGCUUGCUUUUGGGCGGCCGGCCAUUCACAACUCCACAACCAUGUAGAAGUUUCAUAGAUGCCAUGUGUAGAAGAAAUACACACUGGCAUUAGCAAAUGCUCUUGUUGUAAGCUAAUAACAACUUAAAACCCUAGUCUCUCCAUUGAUCCUUUUUAGAUGUUUGAAGGGCUUUUCAUUAUAUUA
This is a messenger RNA of Magnolia sinica, 2029 nucleotides long. RefSeq names its product protein RETICULATA, chloroplastic-like. The transcript has 9 exons. Gene Ontology annotation, cellular component: chloroplast inner membrane. The record is from RefSeq and is a predicted model, not a curated record. Gene Ontology annotation, biological process: plant organ development. Lineage: Eukaryota; Viridiplantae; Streptophyta; Magnoliopsida; Magnoliales; Magnoliaceae. The coding region runs from base 420 to 1733 and encodes 437 amino acids.